AUGCGUGGGUUCUGUCCGUCGUCCUCGUCUACUUCGAGAUUUAGAGGUGCUACAACUAAUAGUCUUUGCGGCGCAAAAGACUACCACUUCAACCUCUGCAGCAGACCCUUCUCCACCAGAAAGUAUGAGAAGGACAAGAGAUGGGAGGCACGAGCUGCGAAUCCUUUUCGCUACGCGCAGGAAAUGGACAACUCCAGAGAAUCACUUCAGAGGAAAAUCGAG
Molecule: messenger RNA, 222 nt
Organism: Amoebophrya sp. A25
Lineage: Eukaryota; Dinophyceae; Syndiniales; Amoebophryaceae
Source: the annotation of a GenBank genome assembly